Neohortaea acidophila is the source of this 2483-nucleotide messenger RNA. RefSeq names its product putative ABC transporter. The transcript has 3 exons. The coding region runs from base 365 to 2251 and encodes 628 amino acids. Gene Ontology annotation, molecular function: ATP binding; ABC-type transporter activity; ATP hydrolysis activity. Gene Ontology annotation, cellular component: membrane. NCBI's taxonomy places the organism in Eukaryota, Fungi, Ascomycota, Dothideomycetes, Mycosphaerellales, Teratosphaeriaceae. The record is from RefSeq and is a predicted model, not a curated record.
GCCCUUUCUUCUGCCCAUCCCACAGUCACCCACCCCAUCUGCCCGACAAACGCGGCCCCGAUCGCUCCCGUUAGCUCUUGCUUUGGAUCUCGCCCUGACCAUCUCGCUCCACCCCACACCCACGUUGUUCUUCCUUUACCCUUCCUUCUCACUCCCUUCUCACUCCUUCCAAUCCACCACCAACUCUCCUUCAACACCCUCCUCCCCCUCCUCAUCCACCCCUCGGGCGGCAUUCACUCUCGCCUACCUCCAUUCGCUCCCUCCUGCCUCCCUCGUCCACCGCAGCACCGUCCCUGAACCAACCACUCCCCUCAAAGUGGCGAACGAUCAGACCCGCGCGUUUGAUCGCGGCAGCUACAGCAAGAUGUCGGACAUCGAGAAGAUGAUCGGCGGUGACUACGCCCAGCUCACCAACACCAACAUCCGCAGCUUUGGCUGGAAGGGCGUCACCGUCACCGUCAAGGAUCGCCAGACCCGACGCCCCAAGACCAUCCUCAAUGACAUCAAUGGCAUCGUCAAGGCCGGCGAACUCCUCGCCCUCAUGGGUCCUUCCGGUUCCGGCAAAUCCACCCUCCUCAACGUCCUCGCCCACCGCACUUCUGCCCUCAAUGCCUCCGUCAAGGCUGCCAUCUACAUCAACGGCUCCCCCGCCAACCCCAAGACCUUCCGACGCGUCUCCGCCUACGUCGAGCAGGAGGACGCCCUUGUCGGCGCUCUGACCGUCCGCGAGACCCUCAACUUCGCCGCCCGCCUCGCCCUUCCAUCCUCCGUUAGCAAGCUCGAGAGAAUCCAGCGCAUCGAGGCCCUCUUGACCGCCUUUGGUCUUUCCGGCCAGGCAAACAAUCUGAUUGGUACUCCCAUCAGAAAAGGCAUCUCUGGCGGUCAAAAGCGUCGUGUCAGUGUCGCUUCCCAGCUCAUCACCAGCCCCAAGCUGCUCUUCUUGGACGAGCCCACGUCUGGUCUCGACUCGGCCGCCUCGUUUGAGGUCAUCUCAUUCGUCAAGGACAUUGCCAAAAGGCACAACUUGAUCGUCGUGGCUUCCAUCCAUCAACCGUCUACCUCCACGUUUGCAAUGUUCGACAAAUUGUUGUUGCUCUCGCAGGGUGGCACGGCAUACAGCGGGCCUGUGUCGGAAGUGCAACCCUACUUCGAUGCGUGUGGCUUUCCCAUCCCGCUGUACAUGAACCCCGCCGAGUUCAUCAUCGACUUCGUCAACACCGAUUUCGCACGUGACCGCAGUGAGGUCGACCAGCAGCUAAACAUGGUGCACUCGUCGUGGCAUAAGUCGCGACUGGCGACUGCAACAGUGGCCGAGCUGACCGACGAGAUGGCGCGCAACUCGAUGGACAACGAAGUCAACCCCGCGAUCAAGGAUGAGUCGGCCGGCCGCUUCGCCAUUCCCCUCGCCCUCGUGCAUCGGUCAUUCAUCAAAUCCUACCGCGAUAUCAUCGCGUACGGCAUUCGCAUCGCCAUGUACAUGGGCCUGGCCAUCAUGAUGGGCACCGUCUGGCUGCGUCUGCAACCCGAUCAAAACAACAUUCAGUCCUUCAUCAACGCCAUCUUCUUUGGUGGUGCUUUCAUGUCGUUCAUGGCCGUCGCCUACAUCCCCGCUUUCCUCGAGGACCGCGCCCUCUUCAUCAAGGAGCGAGCCAACGGCUUGUACGGGCCUACGUCGUUCCUGGUCGCCAACUUCUUGACCGGCAUUCCCUACCUCUUCCUCAUCACCGUCCUCUUCUCCGUCGUCGCCUACUGGCUGUCCAACUUCCGACCCGCUGCCGAAGCCUUUUUCACCUGGAUCAUGUGGCUCUUCCUCGACCUGCUCGCCGCCGAAUCCCUUGUGGUGCUCAUCAGUUCGGUUGUGCCCAUUUUCGUGGUGGCAUUGGCUGCGACUGCCUUUGCCAACGGCCUGUGGAUGUGCACCGGUGGCUUCCUCGUGCCGCCGCACACCCUCAACCCCUUCUGGCGAUACGUCUUCCAUUACAUCGACUACCAGUCCUACGUUUUCCAAGGAAUGAUGGUGAACGAGUUCGGCCACCGAAACUACACGUGUGCACCCGCCGAUACUCCGGCGGGCUGUACGUGCCUGUACACGACCGACUUGGCGGACCAGUGCCUCAUCGACGGCACAGCGGUGCUCAAGACUUACGGCUACUCCGUUGGAGGGACGGGCAAGUGGGUGGGCAUCAUGCUUGGCAUCAUUGUCGGAUACCGACUCCUCGGCUGGCUGGUGUUGCACUUCCGGAAGAACUAGGCGAGCCCGGAUUGUUCACGCUCCGUUUCAUUCGACACGCGAAGAUCACUGGUAUGUUGACAGAUGGGAUAGCGAAGAAAAGUGGGAGGGUUAUUGGGGGGAGUCUGCGGCGAACAUUGGCGCAAGUCUGGCUGAUUCCGAUGGAUGGAUGGAGGGAGUCAUGCAGCAUAGACUCCGUGUGAUAUGAAUGAUGAGCAGGUACCCGUUUUGUCGUCUGUAGUUGAAUAGAUGU